AUGAGUUCGUGGCGGAGGGUUGCAGGUCGACCGCAUGGAGUGCCCAAGCCGGGACCUACCUUUGGUGCAAAGCCUGCCGUCGCAUCUUCUCAGAAUGGCAGCUCCGUGCUCAUCUUCCACAGCGAUCGCACCCGCUUCUUCCGCCUCCUGUCUUUCACAGCUAUCGUUCAGUCCAUCUUCUGGAUAUCCGCAGCAUCCCUUGCACCAGAUGUUCGCGAGCACACCGAUGAUGGCAGUGGCGAGAAGAUGGCCUUCUACAAACGAUAUGGGCUCACGGUUGCCUGCUUGUUUAUGGCAACCAUCUUUGGCGGCAUGGGCGUUAUGAUCCCUCGCAGAUAUGUGACGCAGCUGGUGUUGAAAAAGCGACAGGCCGCCCCCGUGUUGCAGAUGGAGACAUACACCAUGUUUGGCCGGCGCAAGUUCGAGGUGCCGGCGAAUGCGGUUGACUUUUCGACGGCGCGCACGAGCGCCAUUGGCAAGGACAUGCUCCCCUUCCGUAUUCAACAGCACAGGUUCUUCUACCUGCUCGAUACGCGUGUCGGCGAGGUGAAGAACCACCAGCUGCUGAGGCAGAUCAUGCGCGCGUGA
This is a messenger RNA of Salpingoeca rosetta, 588 nucleotides long. RefSeq lists its product as uncharacterized. The coding region runs from base 1 to 588 and encodes 195 amino acids. Lineage: Eukaryota; Choanoflagellata; Craspedida; Salpingoecidae. The record is from RefSeq and is a predicted model, not a curated record. Gene Ontology annotation, cellular component: mitochondrion. The transcript has 6 exons.